UGAGCACGACGUCUCCUUUGCUGUUUAAAGACUAAUUGCAAAGCGCUUCUGGGCGAAUCUGCAUCUUCUCCGAUUACCUCUGCCAACCCUUUGUGACAUUGCAGCAAGCCACCGCUUGUACCAUUCAAAAAAGCCUUUCCUGUCGAAUUUCCCGUAGUCUAGAAUCAUGUCAACUGGAGAAUCCGCGAGUCGAGCGACUUGGGAUUUGACCUCCCAGAUUUCGCCCUUUCUGGAUCGACACAUGAUUUUCCCCCUCCUCGAGUACCUCGAUACGCUCAUUAAGGACCAGGACGGCAAACACUUGGUGGAUUACAAUCCCCAAGAUGUGGCGGCGGCUCGACUCGAAAUUCUGCGUCCGACGCACAUGGUCGACUACGCCAUUGAUGUGCACCAAACGCUUCAUCCUGGUCAGCCCGUACCGGACGAAAUGGAAGCUCAAAAGAAGACCGUGUACGAAGAAUUGGAAGCCCUACGCGCAGCGUGUGGCGCCUUUGAUAAACUUUGCCAAGACGAAACGGAACGUAGCAAACUCAUGGCUACCGGGCAAUGGAACUUUGGAAGUUUGAACCAAUCACACCAAAUUACCCCCGAAAUGGUGGAAGCCUAUCGUAAAUUGGCGCGUUUCCAGUUUGAGUGUGGAGAUUACCAAUCGGCUCGAGCCAUGCUGACCGUCGACGAAAGCAUGUUGCAAGUUCUGUGGGGACGUUUGGCUUGCGAAGUGUUGGUGGAAGAUUGGGACGGCGCCAAUGUUGCGGCCCUCCAACAACGCACCUGGCUACUCCAUUGGUCACUCUUUGUCUACUGGAACGGGAAUCGCUUGGAAAACUUGGUCGACUUGUGUUUCCAAGAAAAGUACAAGCAGGCUAUUACGACCAACGCUCCACAUCUGUUGCGCUACUUGACCGCCGCCGUGCUCUUGUGCAAACGCCGAGCCGUAUCGCCGCGUCGGGUGCUGCGUAGUCUCAUCUAUGUGAUGCAGGACUGUGACUACGUGGAUCCGAUUGUGGAUUUUGUGGACUGCUUGUGCGUCAAAUUCGAUUUCGACAAGGCCCAAACCAAACUGGCGGAAUGCGAGCGCGUGCUGGGGACGGACUUUUUCUUGUGCCAGCAGACGGACCUUUUUAUGGAAGAAGCCCGGGUCUUUGUAUUCGAGAACUAUUGUCGUAUCCACAACAAAAUUGAUCUCCAGACGCUGGGUGAUAAGUUGGCCAUGGAUCAAAUCCAGGCCGAACGCUGGAUUGUUGAUUUGAUCCGUAAUGCCGAUUUAGACGCCAAGAUCGAUUCUGAGGAAGGGUGUGUCGUGAUGGGUGGCAAUCCUCAGAGUAUUUACGAACAAGUGAUGGACCGAACAAGGGAUUUGAAUGUCCGAUCUGCAACCUUGGCGCAAAACUUGAACAACUUGAUGAACCAAACAAGGAAGGAACGGACCAAGAAGGAACGAUCGAGCAUGGAGGAAUAG
Molecule: messenger RNA, 1459 nt
Organism: Phaeodactylum tricornutum CCAP 1055/1
Lineage: Eukaryota; Bacillariophyta; Bacillariophyceae; Surirellales; Neidiaceae
Exons: 5
Coding region: 167-1459 (430 amino acids)
Biological process (GO): translational initiation
Cellular component (GO): cytoplasm; nucleus; eukaryotic translation initiation factor 3 complex
Molecular function (GO): translation initiation factor activity
Source: RefSeq, a predicted model, not a curated record